AUGUCUGCUUCUUCUGCUUCCAUUAUCAAUUCCUCCAUAUUCAUUCUCACUGGUUUCCCUGGCCUAGACCAGUACUACCCCUGGUUUUCAAUUCCCUUUUCUUUUGUCUAUGCUAUGGUCUUUCUGGGAAACUGCCUGGUGCUGCAUGUGAUCAGGACUGAGCCGAGCCUGCACCAGCCCAUGUUCUACUUCCUGGCCAUGCUGGCCCUCACUGACCUGUGCAUGGGGCUGUCCACGGUGCACACGGUGCUGGGGGUCUUGUGGGGACUCAAUCAAGAAGUCAGUCAGGAAGCCUGCAUUGCCCAAACUUACUUCAUCCAUGGUCUGUCAUGCAUGGAGUCUGGAGUACUUCUUGCCAUGGCCUUUGAUCGCUUCACUGCAAUCUGCAAUCCUCUGCGCUACACAUCCAUCCUGACCAACAGUAGAGUCAUUCAUUUCAUGGUGACCAUUCUGAUGAGGGCUGCUUUGUCCAUUCUCCCAGUCAUCAUUCGCCUGAAGUUCUUCCAUUACUGCCGCCCCCACAUCCUCUCCCACUCUUUCUGCCUGCACCAGGACCUACUCCGGCUGGCCUGCUCCGACAUCCGCUUCAACAGCUUCUAUGCCCUGGCUCUGGUGAUUUGUACCUUGCUGUUGGAUGCUGUGCUCAUUCUCAUCUCCUACAUUCUCAUCUUGCACACAGUGCUGGCGAUUGCAUCCCAGGAGGAGAGGCUCAAGUCCUUGCAGACCUGUGUGUCCCACAUCUGUGCUGUCCUGGUCUUUUACAUCCCCAUCAUUGGCCUCACCAUGGUGCACCGCUUUGGAAAGCAUCUCUCACCUUCUGUUCAUGUCCUUAUGGGCAAUAUCUAUAUUCUUUUCCCACCCCUGAUGAAUCCCAUCAUCUACAGUGUAAAGACCCAGCAGAUCCGGGGCAGGAUGAAGAAGUGGUUUUCCCUGAAAAUGUAG
Messenger RNA from Canis lupus familiaris (dog), 942 nucleotides. It is a transcript of the gene OR51V22, whose product is annotated as olfactory receptor family 51 subfamily V member 22. Lineage: Eukaryota; Metazoa; Chordata; Mammalia; Carnivora; Canidae. The record is from RefSeq and is marked inferred. Gene Ontology annotation, cellular component: membrane. Gene Ontology annotation, molecular function: olfactory receptor activity; G protein-coupled receptor activity. Gene Ontology annotation, biological process: G protein-coupled receptor signaling pathway.